CUCGGCGCAGUAGUGCGGGGGAGGGAGGUGUGUGUGUGUGUGUGAGAGUGGUAAACUAGGUGAGGAGACGGGGAGCUAAACAUAGGUGGUGCCACGGUAGGGAGGGGGUGUCGUGUGGUAGCGGUAGCUAGGAGCUGGGUCAUCAGGUGGGGAGGAGCUGGGUUGAGGGGGGUGUUGGGAGGGAGGUAUAUGCAGGUGGUGGGUAGCGAAGGGAGCGCAGGUGGAAACGUGAUUAUCCGUGGAGUCGUGACACUGGCAGCGUCUUGAAUGUUAGGGGCCGGACCCUUGGGGCGGCCCUUCAGGAGUCUUCGCUUGAGUUCAUAUCAUGCACUGCACGACCACAUGUAUUAAAUACUGUAUGUAUGCUGCCAAUUUGCCGAUGGUUUGGGCCUUUGGGGCGUGGAUUCCAUGUGGAUCGCACGGCGACUGGCUGCAUUGCAAACUCGCGACUGUAAACAGACCCUGAGAUAAUAAGGAUAUGUAUACCUUCUCUUUCUUUGUAAAGCAUUUGAAAUGAUCUGCUGGACAAGCCUUCUCUAGCAUUUCCUUAAGAAGUGCAAUUCUCCCAGGCUAGUGUUUUCUUUUUCCAGAAGUGAUUUCUUUACCAAGAAAUGGAAGCUGCAUUAAUUGCAAGGCUUGAAAAGGCGGUGGAGCGCCUCGAGAAGCUCGAGGUGAAUGUGGCAUCCAAGCCUGCAGCAUCGGCACCUUCGGGUGUCCCAGCACCUGCCGCGCCUUCCGCAUCCACGCCAGCACCGGCAGCGGUCGGCGCAGCAUCCGCGUUGGCCGACUGGGAUAGCCUGAUGUCGGCGCACUUUGGCCCCGUGAAGGCCUUGGUGCCGCACCUGCCUCAGGAGGCACAGCAAAGCAUGCAAAGUUUUGAGCGGGCCUUCCAGGCGACCCGGAGGGUGUUAGAGGUAGCAGCAGUUGCCAAGAAGCCCGAGGGCCCCUCGGAGCUGCAGCAGCUGCUGGCCCCCGUGGCGGAGGCGAUGGGGGAGGUGGCGGCAGCAGCGGAGGCGAGGAGAGUCAGCUGCCCGCACCACCUCAAGGUGCUGUCGGAGUCCGCGGGGGCUCUCAACUUCCUGGCGUACAGCGGGCCGGGGUGCGGUCUGAGCCUGCCCCGGCAGCAGGUUGUUGACAGCUGGCAAGCCGCGGAGUUCUUCGCCAACAAGGUGCUCAUGGAGGCGCGGGGGCGGGACGAGAACCAGGUGGCGUGGGUGCGAGGAAUGAAGUCCUUCAUGCAGCAGCUGGAGCAGCUGGUUUCCCGCCACUGCGCCACAGGUCUGCGGUUCGACCCCGCCGGACUGCCGCUGCAAACCGCUCUCCUCGCCGGGCCUGCCAACGGGCCGGCACCGGCUGCUGCUGCUGCUGCACCUGCAGCACCUGCGGCGCCGGCUCCCCGCAAGGGCGCCCCCCCGCCGCCCCCUCCCCCCGGUCCGCCCCCCAAGCCCCUCACCGCGGAGGAGCUGGGGCUGGCGGGUCCGGGGAGCAGGUCAGGCGGGGGAGCAGCAGCAGGAGGAGGAGGAGGAGGAGGUGACAUGUCCGCCCUAUUCAAGGAGCUGUCAAAGGGCGAGGGCAUCACGUCGGGUCUGCGCCGCGUGACGGCCGACAUGAAGGCCAAGAACCGGCCCGACAGGUCGGGAGCAGUGCCCGGAACCACCGCCGCCACUGCCGCCCCCGCCUCCACCUCCUCCGGCGGUGCAGGGGGCCGAGGGGGCCAGCAGCAGCCCACAGGAACACCCAAACUUGAGCUGCAGGGCAGCAAGUGGGUUGUUGAGCACCACGUGGGGCGGGGGGACCUGCAGCUGACCAACGAGGCGCCCAAGAACUCCGUGUACGUGUACGGCUGCAGGGACUGCGUGCUGCAGAUCCACGGCAAGGUGAACGCCAUCUCGCUGGACAAGUGCGUGCGGGUGGGGGUUGUGUUUGGAGAGGUGAUUGCGGUGGCGGAGGCGGUCAACUGCACCAGCGUGCAGCUGCAGGUGACGGGCAGUGUGCCCACUCUAAGCAUUGAGAAGACCGACGGCGCGCAGCUCUUCGUCAGCCGCCGCUGCGCUGCCGACCCCAACUUCCAGGUGGUCACCGCCAAGUGCUCUGCGGUCAAUGUGGUCGUGAUACCCGGGGGCGGUGGCGAGGAGGGGGCGGGUGGGCAGCCCGAGGAGGCGGAGCCGGAGGACCCGCGGGAGCAUGCAGUGCCCGAGCAGUUCAUCUCCACCUUCCAAGGGGGCAAGCUAGUGACGGUGGCCGCGGCCCACAGCGGAGCCUAGGAGGCAGGGAGAUGAAGACAAGAGGCAGGGAGGGACGGGGGGGUGAAGAGGGUGCUCGAGGGGCCGCGCGAGCUGAGGGAGGGGGAAGAUGAAGACAGGAAACUGGCAAGCUGCAUUGGACCCGGCUGAGGGAAUUCAAAAAGCCCUCGAGGGGCCGCGAGAUCUGAGGGCGGCAGGGUUUCGGAGGUGGUCACAUGCAAGGGGUUGUGGCCAACCCGGUCGUGUUUUGGGCUUGUUUUGGGGUGUGCACGAUAGAUCGCACGCGAGCGCGCGUUACAACAGCAGGGCAGAGGGGUCAGCGGGUCUUCCAUUGGGGUCAAGAGUCCAAUCAAGGACGCGGUGUGAUGAUCAAUGCCGUUCCGUUGUGAUGUGAGCGGGGCUGAGGGGUGGUGGUGUUACGUUGGGGACAGCGGUGAGCUUUUUGGCGGUGUAGGCGCGCUUGAAGGAAAGCAGGGGGCGGCGGGCGGGGCACUUAGGAGGGUCUGGUAGGAGGAGUCGGCUCCAAGUUGGGAGGGACACUCGAACGCGACUUCUUCUGCAGAUGCUGCAUGUGGCUGCUGAUGGAGGCGGCUGUGGCAUGGUGGUACGGAACCCGGAAUGAGUGUCGUACAUGCGUCAUUGCUUUUAGCCUUGCUGUUGCACUUGGAACGGUUCGGAAUGCAUGCUGGAUCUUAUACUGGUGGUUCUCCCCAUGCUAUUUGGAACGCUCGAACGUUGGGGAUUCCAUAAAGUCAAUCGUACCUUUGUAAUUGCACCAUACUUG
This is a messenger RNA of Astrephomene gubernaculifera, 3027 nucleotides long. NCBI's taxonomy places the organism in Eukaryota, Viridiplantae, Chlorophyta, Chlorophyceae, Chlamydomonadales, Astrephomenaceae. The record is from the annotation of a GenBank genome assembly.